UGCGCCUCCGUAGUUAUGGUUCGUUCAUUUUAACGGACCGUGUGUUGUUUAGUAAACGUUUGCUAGCCUACCUCAAAUAACGCCGAACAAAUUGUAAUGGUAACGUGUAAGAGGUGAUUUCAACGUUUUAAACAUGUCAGAGAAAGGCGAAGUGGAUUUGACUGGUGCUAAACAGAACACCGGCGUGUGGCUGGUAAAGGUGCCCAAAUACCUGUCCCAGCAAUGGGCCAAAGCAUCAGGCAGGGGAGAGGUCGGGAAACUCCGGAUCGGCAAGAACCAAGGGAAAGCAGAGGUGGCAUUCACUCUGAAUGAAGACCUGACGAUGAUUGACAGCCUGGGGGACAAGCCAUCAGGGGUGCAGGCCCCCAGGGACCACCCGUUCACCAUGCAGACUGUAGGAGGACAGACUCUGGCCGUGUUCACUGAGACCCAAUCAGAGUCAUCUAAGGGCCAGUCAGAAGAGAGAUCUGAUGGCAGCACCUCCGUUUCGGGGGCGGGGACAGGACCAGACAAAAUCUCCCUGGAGGGAGUGGUGGUCCAGAGAGCGGAGUGUAGACCUGCUGUCAGUGAGAGCUACAUGAAACUCAAGAGACUGCAGAUGGAAGAAUUGUCCAAGCCAGUGAGAUUGUCUCAGCAACUAGACAAGGCUGUUACCACCAACUACAAACCAGUGGCCAACCAUUCCUACAACCUGGAAUAUGACAGGAAGAAAAAGGAGGAGGGGAAAAGAGCGCGGGCGGACAAGCAGCAGGUGUUGGACAUGUUGUUCUCAGCCUUUGAGAAACACCAGUAUUACAACAUCAAGGACCUGGUGGACAUCACCAAACAACCUGUGAGUUACCUGAAAGAGAUUCUUCGUGACAUCGGCAUCUACAACGUGAAGGGAACCCACAAGAACACGUGGGAGCUGAAGCCAGAGUACAGACACUACCAGGGAGGAGAGGAAGGGAAGGAUGCCGACGACUAGCCAGGGUCUGGGGCUCCGUGGCUGGGCCCGACUAGCCAGGGUCUGGGGCUUCGUGGCUGGGUCCGACUAGCCAGGGUCUGGGGCUCCGUGGCUGGGCCCGACUAGCCGGGGUCUGGGGCCGACUAGCCAGGGUCUGGGGCUCCGUGGCUGGGUCCGACUAGCCAGGGUCUGGGCCUCCGUGGCUGGGUCCGACUAGCCAGGGUCUGGGCCUCCGUGGCUGGGCUGGGUCUGGGUCUGGGGGGCCUCCAGCCUCCUGGAGAGCUCACCACUGGAUGGGAGGGUCGUUGGUUUUAUAGACGUUAACAUUUUUUUAUAAUGAUGCAGAGAAAUAAAACAGUAAAGUUA
This is a messenger RNA of Coregonus clupeaformis (lake whitefish), 1312 nucleotides long. Its product is annotated as general transcription factor IIF subunit 2-like. Lineage: Eukaryota; Metazoa; Chordata; Actinopteri; Salmoniformes; Salmonidae. Gene Ontology annotation, cellular component: transcription factor TFIIF complex. The record is from RefSeq and is a predicted model, not a curated record. Gene Ontology annotation, biological process: transcription initiation at RNA polymerase II promoter; transcription by RNA polymerase II. The transcript is spliced from 10 exons. The coding region runs from base 134 to 967 and encodes 277 amino acids.